CCUCCAUGAAGCAGAUUGAAAAGUGUUGUGUGAAAUUUGAUCCGCUCUUCCUCCAGAAAUGACAUUUCCCGCUGGGAACCUUGACCUGAUCAGGGCAGCCGACUUGGCAGUGCGUGAUGAUUGACUUACCAGGUGCAACGAUUUGGACUGCACCGGGAAAAGUGCAACGUUGGCAGAGUUUUGCAACUGUGCUGUGGCCUGUGAUGUGCGUGUGUGACCGUAUGUACGUGUGUGUUUCCCCCGGCCGGGAAUCGUCUCGUUGGUUUGUUGAUGGCUGGGCAGUGCUGACUGGUGUUGACGCGUCACCAUCACCGACACCGUGGCAAGCUUUGUGAUGAUCAUAAACGGUGAACCGGUAAGAAAAUAUGCAUGGAACUUUGACCGAAUGUUGCUCUUGAACUUUACAAACUGAGCUUCACAAGAAAGCAUCAUCAAGUUUGGUUUUUACGUUAUGGGUAGAAAGACAAAACCAGCCAUGAACAAGUUCCUCAUCAUAGUGCCAUGUGUCUUCAUUAUGUUCAUCAUUUACAUCUCAACAUGUAGUGACAGCUCCAGUGACCAGAAUAAAACCAUUGUGACGUGUGAGCCGCGCUCCUCCAACCAGCACGAAGUGGGUAAGAGUGAUCCAACCAACAAGAAAAAACUCUCUGCUUUCCUGGUUGUGUUGAUAUUGACAGGCCCACAGCUUAUAGAACGUAGGUACACAAUCAGAGAAACUUGGCUUCAGAAGCAUGGCAAGGAUGUCCUGCCGAAGUUUGUCGUCGGCACAUCUGAACUGUCGGCCUCAGAUAUGAAGAUGUUGGAGGCAGAACAGGCUCGACACAAGGAUCUUCUCUUUCUGCCUAAACUGAAAGAUGCAUUCGGUUCUUUGACAAAUAAAGUGAUUCAGAUGAUGGUAUGGUUGGAUAGGAAUGUUGAAUUUCAGUAUGUUAUGAAGGCUGAUGAUGAUACAUAUGUUAGACUUGAUGCAAUGGUGCGUGAGCUGAAGACUAAGAGUAGAGAAAGACUCUACUGGGGUUUCUUUGAUGGGAGGGCACAUGCUCACCGUACUGGGCGCUAUGCAGAGGCCGAGUGGGUACUUUGUGAUCGCUAUAUUCCGUAUGCAUUAGGAGGGGGUUAUGUCUUAUCAGCUGACCUUGUUAAAUUCAUCUCAAGUAAUUCCCAAUACCUUAAAAAGUACCAUGCUGAAGAUGUUUCUGUUGGGUCAUGGCUUGCUGCCAUUGAUGUUAAACGAGAGCAUGACCCAAGGUUUGAUACAGAGUUCAAAUCUCGUGGCUGUCGUAAUGUUUACAUCGUAACACACAAACAGACCAUUCAAGACAUGAGAUCAAAGUAUCAGCAGUUGCAGACAACGGGGAAAAUGUGUGCCAAAGAGCAGCAGUUCAGAUUGUCAUAUGUGUACAAUUGGGACAAGGUCCCUACAGAAUGCUGUGAGAGAGUUGAAGGGGUACCAUAAAGAAGUGUCAAAAGACACGAGGGACUUCCAACCUAUGCAAGUAUUAAAGGGGGAGGGGGUGGGGGUCACACGCAUGAACCAGUCAACUCUGGUAUCUUGUAG
This is a messenger RNA of Asterias rubens (European starfish), 1558 nucleotides long. Its product is annotated as beta-1,3-galactosyltransferase 6-like. Gene Ontology annotation, cellular component: membrane. Gene Ontology annotation, molecular function: UDP-galactosyltransferase activity. The transcript is spliced from 3 exons. The record is from RefSeq and is a predicted model, not a curated record. Lineage: Eukaryota; Metazoa; Echinodermata; Asteroidea; Forcipulatida; Asteriidae. Gene Ontology annotation, biological process: glycosaminoglycan biosynthetic process. Bases 452 to 1456 code for a protein of 334 amino acids.